Molecule: messenger RNA, 1277 nt
Organism: Chenopodium quinoa (quinoa)
Lineage: Eukaryota; Viridiplantae; Streptophyta; Magnoliopsida; Caryophyllales; Amaranthaceae
Product: lysine-rich arabinogalactan protein 19-like
Exons: 2
Coding region: 342-1118 (258 amino acids)
Cellular component (GO): plasma membrane
Source: RefSeq, a predicted model, not a curated record
AAUACGAAGGGAGAAUUUUAUUUUAUUUUAUUUUAUUUUUUUUUUUUUUUUAAAGGCAUGAAGGGAGUAAUUAGUUGCACAUAAAUCAACAAAAAUUUAAGUAACAUCAUCUCAUUAAAUAUUGAUCUUUAAUUACCACAAGUUGAAAAUGGAAAGCAAGUUUAUACUAUUUUCGUAAACUUAAAAAUCACAACUUCCAUAAAUCAGUAGAUGAGAUGUAACCAUUUGAAGUGUACCUCUCCCCUUCUUCACCAACCUCCUUUCCAUUUUCUUACAAGUUCAUCAUUCCUUAGUAUAUAAAUUUCACCUUCAUUCUUUUGGCAUUUUACCUGAGCAAAAAAAUGGCUAAUCUAAGGUGUGUUUGCAUGUUAUAUGGAAUGUUUCUUGCCGUAGCACUAGCAAAAGCCCAAGCACCAGCAACAUCACCAACAAUUGCAUCACCAGCACCACCAUUACCUACUUCAAACCCGCCAACCACAGCAACUCCAUUAGCAGCGUCCACUUCACCAGUGUCAAGCCCAACUGCCCCACCACCUCAAAGCUCACCACCUCCCACAGCUCCUCCAAUUAGUCCAUCAGUACAAACACCAUCACUACCACCUGCACCAGUAACCCAGCCGCCGCCACCAGUACAACCACCAGCUCAACCACCAGCCCCUGUGUCACCUCCACCAGCAACAUCUCCUGCUCCAGCAACUGUGCCACCUGCACCAACACCCACAAAGCCAGCUCCUGCACCAGCACCCACAAAGCCGGCUCCUGCACCAGCACCCACAAAGCCGGCUCCUGCACCAGCACCCACAAAGCCGGCUCCUGCACCAGCACCAGUGGCUAUAUCACCAAGCCUAGCACCAGUUAAUAGUCCCUCAACAGCACCAGCACCAGCACCCUCUGAGGGGAAAAAGAAGAGGAAGCACAAGCAUCACCAUGCACCAGCUCCAGCCCCAAUACCACCAAGCCCACCAGCACCUCCUACGGCAGUCACAGAUACCUCAGAGGAUAUGUCACCGGCUCCUUCUCCAGAUUUGAAUGCAGGUAUAUCUAUCUAUCAGCAAGGAUACACAAGGAGCAAGUGGAUGACAGGACUCAUAGCAGCUGCAUUGCUUGUUAUUUUGUAAUCUCAACCUUGAUUUACAUAAGCAAUUAAUUCUUUUUUUUUAUUCAUUUUUUUGGCUUUUUGUUUUUUUGUUAUGAGAUGAGAGUUCAAGGAAUUUUCAGUUAACGAUGUAAUUGAGUACUUGCACAUAAUUAUUUCAAAUACAUACAAAAAUAUUCAA